Seriola aureovittata is the source of this 933-nucleotide messenger RNA. RefSeq names its product growth hormone 1 (gene gh1). NCBI's taxonomy places the organism in Eukaryota, Metazoa, Chordata, Actinopteri, Carangiformes, Carangidae. Gene Ontology annotation, molecular function: growth hormone activity; growth hormone receptor binding. Gene Ontology annotation, biological process: growth hormone receptor signaling pathway; positive regulation of tyrosine phosphorylation of STAT protein; animal organ development. Gene Ontology annotation, cellular component: extracellular region. The transcript has 6 exons. Bases 150 to 764 code for a protein of 204 amino acids. The record is from RefSeq and is a predicted model, not a curated record.
UUUAAUCAUCAAGUUUUCUGCUAUAAAACCACAAACCUAUGAACUGCAAAGAUCACAACACACUGAACAACUGAACUCAGCUCAGAUUAAACAGAACCUGAACCUGAAGCAGACCCUGAACCAGAACCUGAACUGAACCCUGAUCAGCCAUGGACAGAGUUGUCCUUCUGCUGUCAGUCCUGUCUCUGGGCGUCUCCUCUCAGCCAAUCACAGACAGCCAGCAUCUGUUCUCCAUCGCUGUCAGCAGAAUCCAAAACCUCCACCUGCUCGCUCAGAGACUCUUCUCCAACUUCGAGAGUACUCUGCAGACGGAGGACCAGCGUCAACUCAACAAAAUCUUCCUACAGGAUUUCUGUAACUCUGAUUACAUCAUCAGUCCCAUUGACAAGCAUGAGACACAACGCAGCUCUGUUCUGAAGCUGUUAUCGAUCUCCUAUCGAUUGGUGGAGUCUUGGGAGUUCUCCAGUCGCUUUCUGUCUGGAGGUUCUGCUCUGAGGAACCAGAUUUCACCCAGACUGUCUGAACUCAAGACAGGAAUCCAACUGCUGAUCACAGCCAAUCAGGACGGAGCAGAGAUGUUCUCUGACGUCUCGGCCCUCCAGCUCGCUCCAUAUGGAAACUUCUAUCAGAGUCUGGGAGGCGAAGAGUUGCUGAGACGAAACUACGAAUUGCUGGCCUGUUUCAAGAAGGACAUGCACAAGGUGGAGACGUACCUGACGGUGGCUAAAUGUCGGCUCUCUCCAGAAGCUAACUGCACCCUGUAGCCCCGUCUCUCCACAGUGAAGCCUGUCGUUGAUGAUGUAAUCCUGUAUGUUCUCAAGCUCCGCCUCUAUGUUAGCAUUAGUGUUUACCUCUGUCAGGUGCUGAAGUCCAAACUGAUGAUGUCAUAGUGAUGUCAUACAUUCAGCUUGUGAAAUAAAGUGUGUUAAUUCA